Messenger RNA from Nycticebus coucang (slow loris), 1144 nucleotides. RefSeq names its product calaxin (gene CLXN). Gene Ontology annotation, molecular function: calcium ion binding. Lineage: Eukaryota; Metazoa; Chordata; Mammalia; Primates; Lorisidae. The record is from RefSeq and is a predicted model, not a curated record. The transcript is spliced from 6 exons. The coding region runs from base 92 to 739 and encodes 215 amino acids.
UGAGACCCCGCCGGGUUGCCCCAGCGCCGGAGCUCGCCGGGGUCCAGCCGCCCAGCGCCCGAGACACCCACGCCCGCCGCCACACUCCUGAAUGUCCAGAAUGAACCGCAAGAAGCUGCAGAAGUUGACGGACACCUUAACUAAAAAUAGCAAGCACUUUAAUAAAUUUGAAGUGAAUUGUCUUAUAAAGCUUUUUUAUAACUUGGUGGGAGAAGGUGUAGAGCGGCAAGGUACAGUCAUGGGACUAGACCGUAAUGCAUUUCGAAACAUCCUACACGUGACAUUUGGAAUGACUGACGACAUGGUAAUGGACAGAGUAUUCCGAGGUUUCGAUAAAGACAAUGAUGGAUGUGUGAAUGUAACAGAGUGGAUUAAUGGAUUAUCACUGUUUCUUCGAGGAUCUUUGGAAGAAAAAAUGAAAUAUUGCUUUGAGGUGUUUGAUUUGAAUGGUGAUGGAUUCAUUUCAAAGGAGGAAAUGUUUCACAUGCUAAAGAACAGCCUUCUCAAACAGCCAUCUGAAGAAGACCCUGAUGAAGGAAUUAAAGACUUGGUUGAAAUAACCCUCAAGAAAAUGGACCGUGACCAUGACGGGAAGCUGUCUUUUUCAGACUAUGAACAAGCUGUGAGAGAAGAGACCCUUCUGCUGGAAGCUUUUGGGCCAUGUCUGCCUGAUCCAAAGAGCCAAAUGGAAUUCGAAGCCCAAGUAUUCAAAGAUCCAACUGAAUUCACUGAUAUAUGAUCAUGUCUGUAUUGUCUCAAGUGAAGAAAACAGGAGGCACAUAUGUUAUUGUUUAUUUUUUCUAUUUAGCCCUGAAAGAGGAUGGUGAAUUGCAUACAUUGGGUAGGGGUGAAAUUCACUUACAUAUGUUCAUUAACUCUAGUGGAAAGUGCGUGGGUAAAACAGAUGGAAGACAAGAAGUUCCUUAUUAGAUGUUGGGUUUGGCAAGACAUUGUUAGAGAUAUUUUACCAUAGAUUAUCUCUUGGAUCCCAUCACAGUCGUUAGGUAAUUGGAAGAAUUAUAUAAUCAUGCAUUAUUAAGGCAAAUGUUCUUCAUGUCAAGAGGAAGCUGGGUGUACAUGGAAAAAUCAUCAAAACUACUAAAUUUCUGUGAAAUAAUAAAUAAUUAUGAUGUCACCAAAAGAA